AUGGCAGACAGCCUCGUCCCCCCAAUACGGGACAUUCAGAGGAGAACCAAGGUGAAAACUGGUUGUGCGACGUGCAGAAUAAGAAGAGUCAAAUGCGACGAGAACAAGCCGUUUUGCCGGAAAUGUGUCAGCACUGGCCGCACAUGCGACGGCUACGCAUCUCCCUUUCGGCUCGUUUUUGCCAGACAAUCUAUAAACAGUAACGCCCAUGCCGGCAGCUGCAUCAAGCCAGGCGCGGCUGGUUUGCAACUCAUCCGGUCCACCUCGACCAGGGUCGAGAUCUCCCCUCAGGAUAUCGACCUCCUCGGCCGUUACUUCUCGACCAAGACCAUGUUUGAUGUGAAGCUAGGGUGUAAUGAAGAAGCCAGGCAAAUUCUCCAGGCCAGUCUGACUGAUCCAACGAUACGGCAUGCAGUCUCGUCUCUCAGGGCUCUUCGGGAACAACUCGAGGCGUCUGUCGCGCAGCGGACCCCGAGCUACGGCUAUGAUUAUGGCCUCCAGCAAUAUUGUAUAGCAUUAGGCGGCCUUGCAUCUAGACUUUCGUCCCCAAGCCCCAAGGAAUCCAAGUCGGCGUUGCUCUGCUGUCAGAUCUUCAUCAGUAUCGAGCAAGUGCGGGGGAACUACGCCGCCAUGACCCAGCACAUCAUACAAGGACUCGGCAUCAUGCACGAGUACCGCGCGAGGCCGAAAUCGCUGCUGGCUGACCGUGAAAAGAUACCGCUGCUGGAUGUGUUCAUCAUCAAGCUGUUCGCUGCGCCGUGCAAGUUUGCGGAUUCUCCAGCGACGACCGAACCCGAUGCGAGCGGUACGGCGGUUGCCGUAUGCAGGAAGCAGUCUGCCAACUCCCGCAAUCUCCGCGCGAUCGCGCCCAACAUCCGGACGGGGCUCACAAGGAUUGCUGGAACAACGCUUGAGUUCCUUGGCAGGCUGUCGCAUCUGGAGUCGGCAAGUGCUCCUCGGCUGCUGUCCGAGCAAGCAUCUCUACUAGAAUUGUUGGACUCGUGGCUCGUUGAUCUCGAACUUGUUCUUGCGGAUAUGAGACCUUCCCGGCCCGAGCCUCUUUCGGUGUCUUUCCUGCGCUUCUUCCAUCAGAUCCUGAAAGUCGCUCUCCUCGGCGCGCUAUGCUCCUCACCGGAUCUUCAUACCGAGCUGCGGACCGAGAUCGACCGAUUGCGGCCCAUAGCUGGCACCAUAGAGGAAGGAGUAAAGGCGUAUGAGACACGCGGUGGUAUGAGAAAGUGA
This is a messenger RNA of Colletotrichum destructivum, 1242 nucleotides long. RefSeq names its product Putative zn(2)Cys(6) fungal-type DNA-binding domain-containing protein. Bases 1 to 1242 code for a protein of 413 amino acids. The record is from RefSeq and is a predicted model, not a curated record. NCBI's taxonomy places the organism in Eukaryota, Fungi, Ascomycota, Sordariomycetes, Glomerellales, Glomerellaceae. The transcript is spliced from 2 exons. Gene Ontology annotation, biological process: regulation of DNA-templated transcription. Gene Ontology annotation, molecular function: DNA-binding transcription factor activity, RNA polymerase II-specific; zinc ion binding.